Leptosia nina is the source of this 264-nucleotide messenger RNA. NCBI's taxonomy places the organism in Eukaryota, Metazoa, Arthropoda, Insecta, Lepidoptera, Pieridae. The record is from the annotation of a GenBank genome assembly.
AUGGACGGGCCUUUGUGGCGCCGCGGCCGACGUCACCUGUCAUCGAUCAGUCUGCGCCCGCGCAUACCGCAUUCGCACACCCACAGCACACGCGCAAACAAAUUCAAAUUUAACGGUACCGAAGAGAAUGCGAGAAAAGUUCGCAUUCCAAUGCAGAUCGGCUCGGCCGGACGCGAAAGGGACGAAAGGGACGACCAUUUGAAUGGAACGCGAGAUUAUUAUCAUGAUAAUUGCCUAGCCGAGCCGCGGACAGAGCAGGGCUGA